This is a messenger RNA of Anolis carolinensis (green anole), 11299 nucleotides long. It is a transcript of the gene hic2, whose product is annotated as HIC ZBTB transcriptional repressor 2. Gene Ontology annotation, biological process: regulation of transcription by RNA polymerase II. Gene Ontology annotation, cellular component: nucleus. The coding region runs from base 293 to 2017 and encodes 574 amino acids. The transcript has 3 exons. Gene Ontology annotation, molecular function: protein binding; DNA-binding transcription factor activity, RNA polymerase II-specific. Lineage: Eukaryota; Metazoa; Chordata; Lepidosauria; Squamata; Anolidae. The record is from RefSeq and is a predicted model, not a curated record.
UAUUCAAAUGUGGGUCAGGGGUGAGAAGCGCGGCGACGUCACGGGCGGGCAAGAUGGCGCCGCGAGGAAGGCGGUGAGAUGCGGGAGGCGCGGGUAUAAUAAAGGCACCGGCGGCGGGCAGCCAGGAGGGAGACACCGGGGCGGAGGAGGCGGCGAAGGAAGAGCCAGAGCCGGCCCUGGCAGAGAGGAAGCAUGCCAUUCAAAAGGUAAUGGUGCAUGUUGCCCCAGGGAAGAUUCCCCCUGUCGGUAGCUGAGGUGAUAAAGUGAACUGUGAAAGGAAGAGAAGGUGGAGAUGGAACUGCCAAAUCAUGCCAAACAACUGCUGCUGCAGCUAAACCAGCAACGAGCCAAAGGUUUCCUCUGUGAUGUGAUCAUUGUUGUAGAAAAUGCCCUCUUUCGUGCCCACAAGAAUAUCCUGGCUGCCAGCAGCAUGUAUUUCAAAUCCCUUGUCCUGCACGACAACCUGAUCAACUUAGAUACGGACAUGGUCAACCCUACCGUGUUUCGACAAAUUUUGGACUUUAUUUAUACUGGCAAGCUCUUAAUGACCGACCAGCCUGGUGAACAGAACUUCAAUGCUCUCCUCACCGCCGCAAGCUACCUCCAACUACCCGACCUGGCAGCCCUUUGCCGAAAGAAGCUGAAACGCAAUGGGCGGUCAUUCGCUGGCAGGGCUGGCGGUGCCCCCAGUGUUGGGAGACCUCCUCGUAGCCAGAGACUUUCCACUGCUUCAGUCAUCACUCGUUAUUCAGGGUCAACUGAGGGGUUGAAGAGCUCUCACUCAAAGGAGAUGCCAAAGGGAAAGAUCUCAGACGAUGAGGUCUUCAUCAGCAGCUCCAACCAAGAGAAUUCUCACGCCUUCAAUAGGGGAAUUAGUAAGAAUGGCGGAGAUGGAAGCAGCAGUAGUGCAAAUGGGAGCAGCGGGGACCAAGAACUUGGCCUCGAUCUGUCCAAGAAGAGCCCUUCGCUUCCUCCAGCAGCAUCCCAGGAUGACACACCGCACAGCGAAAGCCAGCGUGGUUCCCCUCGACCUGCCUCAGCCCCCGCAGCCAACAGUGCCUCACCAUUUGAAGAAUCCACCGCCGGAGCUCCCCCAAGCCUUGCUGACAACUGCGAACCCAUGGACAUGGACUUGAGCGAAGACCGCCAGUCUCUUCCAGAAGGCAGCCAGCGGAAAAGCCUGCGCCACUCAUCCCGCAAGAAAGAGUGGAUCAAGAAGGACAGUACCUUUGACCGGAAGGAGGCUGGUGGCAAAGGCAGCGAGGAGAACGAGGGGCUCCCCAAUGGUAUCCUGGUGAGCCCCUUGUGCAAAUCAGCAGAGCGGAGCCUCGGCCUGGGUGCCUAUGGAUCCGAGUUGCCGUUUGCAUGCAAAGAAGAUGUGGAGAAUGGCAAGGAGAACAGUGACGACAGUGGGCAGAGUGAGAGCGAAAGCGGUGGGCAUACCAGCGCCAACUAUGUCUACCGACAGGAGGGCUAUGAGCCAGUGGCCUUUGGGGACAACCUCUAUGUCUGCAUCCCCUGCGGAAAGGGCUUCCCCAGCUCGGAGCAGCUCAAUGCCCAUGUCGAGAAACACACGGAGGAAGACCUCUACAUCAAGGACGAAGGGACCUAUGACGACAAGGAGGAGGAAGCGGAAGAUCUGUCCAACCCCAACCAGCCCUACACCACCGAGUCCCGCCCCUUCAAGUGCUCCGUGUGUGAGAAGAGCUACAAAGAUCCGGCCACCCUUCGGCAGCAUGAGAAGACUCACUGGCUGACGCGGCCUUUCCCUUGCAAUAUCUGCGGCAAGAUGUUCACACAGCGGGGCACCAUGACGCGGCACAUGCGCAGCCACCUGGGCCUCAAGCCCUUUGCUUGCGAGGAGUGUGGCAUGCGCUUUACCCGGCAGUAUCGACUGACAGAGCAUAUGCGCGUCCACUCAGGGGAAAAGCCCUACGAAUGUCAACUGUGCGGCGGGAAGUUCACCCAGCAACGCAACCUCAUCAGCCACCUGCGAAUGCAUACCUCUCCGACAUAAGCCAAAGACUCUGCAAUGAGCUCAGAGCCCACCCGCCAUAAACAUAACCUUUUCCUAGACUUGCUGCUUUAAAACAAAAAAUGAAACAAAACAAAAAAAGAGGGGGGUCUAUUCUGUUCCCCAUUCAGUCAUCGGAGGUGUCAACCAAACAGAACUCCCUUCCUUCCUUUCUCUUCCCCACUAUUUUUUUAAUGGAUCAGUCAGGUCCAAUUAUAACAAGACAUGCCACAACUCUGGGGCAUGAUGGGACCAUGAGCCCAAGUGUCCAAAGACAGAGAGGAAAGAGAGAUUUCUUCUCAGGUUAGUUCCCAUUGGCAACACAGCUCCUUGUGACUGAAAAAGAGGGGCCCUGGCUACUUCUCUUCCCUAGGUUGGCUUUUGCAGCACUUUGGAAUUGUGAUGAGAAGACACAACCACAUGUCUUCUUUCUUUUUUUGCCCUGCAGAAGGCCUUUGGCUGUUCUCCCUAGCUGUGAACCUUCACAUGCUUUCCAAUGCUUUUCUUUACAAGUUAUCGAUGGGAUAUCGCUACUUGUCAACAGCAUUUUUUGAAAUUCACUCUGUUUUGUGUAUUACUAUUUUUUUCAAUUUGUAACUCCUCCAACAAGGACCGAGGCCAUGUUCUUUACUAUUAUUAGCACCCAAAGUUGUUGCAUGCCAUGAAGGGAAGCACUGACAUCUUUGGACACUGAUUCGCUCUCUUUCCCAAAUACACUCAGACUUCCUUUUUCCACCUUUCCUUCUUUUCCCUCCCUGUCUCUCCUUCUUCCACCUCUUUCACCUUAUCCAUGACUGAAUGGGGGUCAGAUGCCCUCCCCACCAGGGAAUUCCUUUCAAGUGAGCAGAGGUCAUCUUUAUGUUUUGUUUUGUUUUUUUCUUACUAGUUUUGUAUGAAUACACUUUGCUUAGAGGUACUUGUGUUACUACGAGGAAAAAAAACACACACGCAUCGAUAACGUUUAUAUAAUUGUUGGAACUGGAAGGUGUGACGUAACUACGGAGCGGGCGGGGAGUGGGUUUGCUUUAGGCUGGAAUUGCGACAAGUUCCUUUAGGUACUUUUAAAAAAGAAAUUAUUUUGUGUGCGUGUUUGUGGGUGCGCGCGAGUGCGUGGGUGCGUGCGUGUUUUCACUUUUUUUUCUCCCUCACUAACGGACGGGCUGGUAUGAAUGGCCCGUACUCUUUGCUACCUCUUGAAUUCAUGAGAACAAUAAGAUGGUUAGUGAAAUAUUAGGUGUGGCGUUUUGUCCCUACCCCCCUUUUGCCCCCGUUGUAAGUAAGUGUACAGAGUAGAAUCUAAAUUAAAAAGUAAGGGAUUUUUACCACCUCGUCCUUCCGUCAAGAAGUCAGCGAAAGUGAUGAUAGAAGCAAAACUUGGCCAAAGACAAUAGGUAGGUUAUAAGCCAAAGGCCCAAGUGAAUAGCCCUAUAGUGGCCACUGGCUUUCACCAAAUUACCAUUUUUUUCUAUCCAUGAGGAAACUUUUUGUUUGAAAUAAAAAGAGCUUUUGGGCUCUUUCCAGCCUUGUUUAUUGAACCUGGAUACUAUAGGGGAGGAUGUCUCUUAAUCCGCUGCUUUCCGGACACAUCUGUGUGAGCAGGUGACAUCUGACCGGAUAAGAGAAUAUUGAUGUAGCAGGCGAUAUCUUAACUAGGAUCCAGAGUGCAAUAAGAAUGUGGGGGAAAGCCCAACCAAAGUGUUUCAUAUCCUCCCUUUCUGGGGAGGGUAUGGGUGUGUGGUUUUCUUCUUCUUUUUUAUUAUUGUUGUUGUUGUUGUCGUCGUUGUCGUUGUUGUUGUUAAGGAAAUCUUAAUGCAUGCACACAAGAGUUGGAUAAAUGGAAGAGAAAGUUCUCACUGCAUCUGUAGAAGACAUCACAGCCAACAGCUGCUAUAGGUUUAGGAGGAGAGGACAGGGUAUCGCCUGCUAUUUUAUGGCCCCUCGACUUCGUUGGCGUGACCUUUUCGUAAAAAGUAAUGGCUCCCCCCCCCUUUGCUCCCCGCGGGUGGAGUGCGGUGGUAAAAAUUUCGCAGUCCCUUUAGAACGAUCCUCUCUCAAUUGAGUAAGGUUUACAUAUUUGUUUCCUCUUUACCUUUCUUGCUCAAAACCAUUGUUCUUUUUAUUAUUAUUAUUAUGAUUAAUAUUAUUAUUAUUAAUAUUAUUAAUAUUAUUAUUGGUAGGGUUCACCAAAGCCCUAUGUCUUUUUUUUCUUAAAAAAAAAGAAAAAGAAAAAACCUUUUCUUUUCGUCUUUAAGUUUAGACCAAAAAAUAAAAGUGAGCGUGUUCAACUAAAACAAAGAUAAGCUUUCAUUCCCCCUUCCUAUUUUUUGUUUUGUUUUGAAAAAUCCUGUUAAGAAAUAGUCUAUUUUGGGGUCACUUUGAAAUAUAACUCUGUUCCAGAUAGUCAGAGAAUACAGUAUAACCACGUUGAGCCUAAUCAUGUUACAGGGAAUCAGUUCCCAGCCCAAGUCCUAAUCCUUCAUAACUUUACCUCACUUAUCAUGAAGGUGGACACUGCUUCUGACCUCCCUGUCCUUCUAGUGCCACAGUUUAAUUUCCCCAUCUUGGUUUUGUGGGCCACUCUCAGAGCACUGAUCUGAAACCGUUUUCUCUUAUUUCGUCGUAAGAUGUUCUCUCUCUUGGGGGGAAAAAAUCACUAAUUUUUUAAAACCAUGAUCUGCUUCAAGCAAUGAAAACACAACCUUCACCUUGAGUUCUAUGCACAGUACACAUAGCUUUCCCCGUUGGGGAUUCAGCCCUUUGUUUCCCAGUGCAAAGGGGAACUCAUCUUUUACUAUUCUCAACUAUUCCCUCCACAAAGUGAAGAUGGAAAUCCACGCUGGCAGUGGAGCUCCAUGCCCUUAACCACCAGUAACUAACAAAGCUAUUGCGCUUGCACAUCAUCCACCCCUCUUGUGUUACACCAGAUAUAUUUCUUCUUGAUCAUGGGGAAAUCACCACCAUCAUUGAGCACUGGUGGACCUUGCUGUGGUAAGGUUGGCACGUGGUUUGCCAAAAUAAAAACUCCACAUCCACGAAUCUGAAAGUAGGAUUUGGAGAUGUAAACCCACAACCAUCGGCACAGAGUUCAAGUGUGAAAUGUUGGUUUCUCAACAGUGUAGGCCAGUGAUGUCCAAACUUUGGUCUUCUGGGUGUUUGGGACCCCAACUCCCAGAUGCCCAGCUUGUCCAAUGGUCAGAAAACCUGGGAAAUGAAGUCCAAAACUCCUGGAGGACCAAAGGUUGGACACCACUGGAGUAGGACAUCAGAGUUUGGUUUGAUCUAGCCCCCCCAACCCUCUCAGGUUUUCAGAUCUAUUCUAACUCUUGAGAUGCCUUCAGAGCUGAGUCCUGAGCCAGUAAUCUGGGGGCUAAAGUCAAGAGUGGAGGUGUCUUUUGCUUUCUUACUUUCUUAUCCCUUUCUCAAAAGCAGAACAUUACUUCUUCUGCUAGGUCCCAAACUCCAUCUCAAGUUUCCCAUUGACUUCAUUCCAUGCCAUAGUUCUGUGAAGACACCCCACCUCCAUACUUUCUUGAUAUUUCCAGCUGAUAUUAACCGCGAUAAGCAUUAGUACAACCAAACUAAAGAGCUGGUGUCUAGGCCUUCUCCUGAGCCAUGAUGGCAGAUGAAUUCCAAAUGAUAACUUAGCCAGGAAAGAGACAUAUUUGCAUCCAGAGCUGGCCACAUGUAGCAUUGACCCACUCACUUGGUGGCAAAGCCGAGCCUACGGAAACCAUGGUUGUGUUCCCAUCAUGGUGUGUUGCUGCUUGGUAAAUGUUUAUCAGUUGUUAUCCAAAGAGGACCCCCCGAAGAUGUAGCUAGUGCAAGAAGUAUGCCUCAGUCCCUCGGAGUUGUGUUAGACUUCUCAUAGUUGUGUGUGGUGAAGGGUGGGUGAAGGUAUUAGAGUUGGUUUGGAUUUUGUGUUGCUUAAGGUUUGAAGUUUUUGGAAUCUUGGAAGUUUCAGGAUCUGCUUUUGUUGGGGGGUUGUUCUUUUUUUUAAAAAAUCAUCAAAGCAGCCUCUUCCUUCUUUUAUUUCUCCCCUCAGCACUUAAAAAAAAUGCGACAAAAAGUCUGUGUACAGCGCGAGUAUUGUACCAAUACUGAAAAAAGUGUCUCCUUUUUUUUCUCCUCCCCUCCCUUCCUGAACGUAAUAGUGUAGAGUUGUGUUCCAUACACCGAGUUAAUGACUUCUUUCCAUAUGGUGACAAUAAUAAUGAAAAACCUAAUAAUACUCAAAACUUCAGGGACUGUUCAGGACUCAUGUAUAGAGGGUCCGGACACUCAAAACUGCAUUUGUACGACAUAGUAUUGUAUCAAGCAUUUUCUGUAUUUUAAUGAGAAAGCAAAACACUAGUUUCAUAUUUAAGAUUUUAAGAGUUCUAGGGUUAGGGUGGGGAGGGAAUUGCAUUUUUGGUUUUGGUUUUUGUUUCUUAUUUUGUUUUGUUUUUGAGAUACGAAAAGAGCCUCCUGAGGGGACUAAUUUUUUUCUCAUGUAAGGUUACAGAGGCCUGGCAGCUUAAUUCUAUGUUUUAGUCAGUUUAGAUCCAGAAUGUGUUCGGAGUAACAGGAGAAGAAGAUUAAAGAGUAAAGUAGGGGGAAAAGUUGUAUUAAAAAGAUAGCUCAUACCCAAAUUCACAAAAAAACUAUUUUUUAAACCAAAGCACAUUUUGAAUGAGUAUGGAACCUCACUUGGCUCAGAAAAAAAGAAUUAAUAUAUUUAUCUCAUUGUUUACAUAAACUUUUACAGUUACAGACCUCAACAGAUCUUAGGGGCCAGUCAAAAUUAAUCGUCGCUUUUUCCAUUGGUUUAACCGUUUUUUUAAAAAAGGGCUAUGACCAACCGUUGUGUUAUGGGAAGUUAAUUGAAAAUGGAAAACACCUCACUAAUUCUGUAGGAAGUUGUCUAUCUUCUAGCACAUGUUGAGCAUGCAUACAAUAUCAGUAUCAGUGAGCAACCCAUGGCUUUCUGGAUGUUAGGUUUCAACAAGCCCAGUUGGCAUGUCCACUAGUCAAGGAUGAUUGGCAUGGGAGCUUAGGGCACUCGUUGGUUCUAUUAUUCUCACCAAGUCAAUGGAUGCCCUGUGAUUCAAGGCCUCCAUCUAGAGCAGUGGUUGUCAACCUGUGGGUCCCCAUGUGUUUUGGCCUACAACUCUCAGAAAUCCCAGCCAGUUUACCAGUUGUUAGGAUUUCUUAGAGUUGAAGGCCAAAACAUCUAGGGACCCCAGGUUGAGAACCACUGAUCUAGAGUAGUGGUGUCCAACCUUUGGUCCUCCAGGUGUUUGGGACUGGCCAGUUUGUCCAAUACUGAAGGAAUUCUGGGAGCUGAUGUCCAAAACACUUGUAGGACCAAAGGUUGAACGUCACUAGGUUACAUCACAGCCUUUUGGAGGAAUGGACUUCCAUUGGCUAAGAUACCACUGUGCUGGACAGAAUGGUACAUCUUUAGGGUCAGUUAUAUAUGGUGUCUAAGAAAGCGGUGAUCAGGAGAGUGAGGGACAGUAGAAUGCAGAAAGGAGAUAGAUAUUUCAUCCAGACAUCAGAGAGGACUAAUGAAGAAGACAGAUGGUGGGUGAAAUCAACAGAAAGGCAUCUUUAGAAGGGAAGAGGUGGGCACUUAACACUGGCUGUGACAGUCAGGCUGUCCUUUCUAGCCCCCUUGCAAUGGGGGAUUGCCAAAAAUGCAACCAGCCAGAGGUGACUCAGGAGCCACCACACAACAUUUGCACCAAAGAGCUUCUGAGAAGUAGCUUUAUUUUGAGCACGAGUCUCAGAAUGGUCCUCUGUGCCACCCUGAACAGCCCACAGCUAUGAAAGGGCUUCUUAAUCUAACCAAGAUCAGGCAUGGGUUUGGGGGCAUGGGUUCCUCUAGUCAAUUGGUUAGGUUCCGUCUCCCAUUGACCCAUGGGAGAUGGACACACACUCCAGUGGGACUUUUCUUGGUGGGGCUUUUACGUUUCAGAUCCCUGAAAUGGGACAUCUGCCCAGCCCAGAUCACAGUCUGGCAGCUGUUUUCUCUCCCUUGCAAGGCCUUGUGGGCCAUGGGAUUUUGGACAACCCAAGGCACAACAGAAGGCCAUUGAGGUUGAAGGCCAUUGAGAGCCCUUGCUCGCCUUCUAUGGUAGAACCUUUUCUCCUCCAGUAACUUGGUCAGACUGUGACCUGGGUUGGCUGGAUCUCAGGUGUGUAGUCCAUAUGUGUGGAAGCAUUCCUUGCGUAUUAUUUUUUCUAAAGGGAAGAACCCAACAGACAUAGGAAAUAUUUCUGUGUAAGAAAUGGCAUGCCAGGUUUUGCAUUGUUUAGAUAAAAAGUUAGAAUGAUGACUGAAGUCGGUCUAUAAUUUCUGAAGCGCUCGCUCUCCAAAAUUAUACAGGACUCCCAAAGCGACAGCUCUUGUCGAAUUUUUGUGCCGUUUUUAUUCUACUUUUCUUUUGAAUGCCAACGUCUCUUCCUCUUAAGUGUAAAAUCCAUAAAGUGAGAAGAGUUGGGGCAGAGCUGAUGGAAAACAAACCUAUUAAUUUUGCCUGGUCUUGAAUAUCUUAACAAAGAUGGUGCAAACACUAUUUGACAGUGUUGUUUUUUGUAUCAAUAUGUAUGUGCAGUAAUGAAUGUAUUUAUUUCUCAAGAUUCUGUAUGCACAGUUUUGCAAGGAGAAGAAAGAAAGAAAAAAACUCAUUUGCAAAGAGGAAAAAAAAAUUGUGUCCGCAGGGUCUUCGCUACAGGAUUUCAAAAAAAGUGUUUAAAAAAGUUAUAAAACUUAAAAAAAAAGAAUCUCAGAGACUCUCUGCAUAGCCAUAAACCAUAACCUGUGAAGACAAUACAAAGACUGGACUUUUGUAGCUUUUUUUGCAUAGAAGACAAAUUUGUUUUGCUGUAUUUAAAUGUUUCCAAUUACGGUGUCACUCUUAUACGAUUUCUUGUCUUCUUUUUUCCCUCUCAUAUGUUUGUAUGUGUGUGUAUAUAUGUGUGUGUGCGUGCGUGUGAGCAAGUGUGGAAAAAAAAGCACUGAUUUUGAGCGGUGCAGGUCAAAGUCUGGGUUAGCAGUAUUUUUCUUUUUUACCAUGUCACUUCUGUUCUGAAAAACACAGGAAUGUCAGACUUGGACAAGGAAAAUGCCUCGGGACGUUCUCUAAAAGAAGGGAACCUGAGAUCCGGUGGAGGAUUUUCUUUUUCUGUUUGGUUUUUUCAUGACUGUGGCAAAACUGGAGGAGAGAGCAAGCAGGUAGAGGCUCUUUUGGGUGCGCCAAUUGGGGGAAAGUCCGAAUGCCUCCCAUCCUGUUCCUACCGUUUUCUUAGCCUUCUCAGUGUUUACAGUGUAAGCAAUAAUGGUCAAAUAUUUUGACAGUUAGAUGGGGCUCAUCGGAGACUAGCGAGGGAAAAAAACCAAGUUGUUGCAGUGGGCUUGCCAUUGAGCUGAUCCUGUUGGGUUUCCCGUCCAAUCCCAUGCGCUCAGGUGUCGUAUCUGGCUUUAUGUUGUUUCCGCCAUAAUGCACUACAGCGUGAGUGAGCAGUACCACGUAUCGGCCUGCCUGAGUAAAGUUGGGUGGCUGUUUGUUGUUAAGGCUUAAAAAGACCAUAAUGUGUCUUGUGUGAUGUGAAGCAACCCCUCAUCUGAGCAAAAUCAAGCCAAUCCUAAGCAAAACCUGGAAAUAUGGCUGCUUAUAGAUGAGCAAAUGUUGAAGUCACUGUUCCACCUUGGACAUUAGAGUCAUUAGGCACAGAGAUGUAUAGAACAGCCAAGGUCGUCCUCCUUGAAGGACCCAUCUAGAAGAUGGAUGAGGAUCAGGGAAGCAACAGGCCAAGCUUAUCGUCUUCCCAGUCUGCGCUUCCUGCUCUGGGUUGUCCAUGACUGUUCUUUCUGGACAGGAUUCCAGACACGUCUUUCCUUGGCAGGAAGGGAGAAAGGGCCAGCUGGGAAAUGUCCCUCCUCUCUGUGCUUCUCAGGAGGCCACUCUUCCCUCUUUUACGAGGGCCGUCCGGGUCAUGUCCCAAACAUCUGCCCAGAACAUCGGCUCUUGGCCCAUGAUUUUCAGAGCUCAUCUUCUUUGUGGGCCUUGAAGCAAUAAAACUACCAAGCCAUGGAAUUGAAGGGAAUGUUUAUGCCAACUCUUGUCUUGUCUGUCUGUCCCCCAAGAGGGACACUUACAUUGCGUUCUGAACUGUUUACCGCAGGGAUUUUUUAAAAAUGUAUAUAGGACUUCAAAAGGAGGGCCAAAGAGCCUUUUCACAUCCCUCUGCUAGUUUACAUUGCCACCAAAUCUCUGGAUCUGGUGGCGCAACACAAGCUAAUCUUGUGUCGUUGCCUCACUUCUGUCACCCUGAGACCAACCUCUCUUUGGGCCCGCCUUGGGGCCCUUGCUUGCCAUCAUGGCUUCUUUCUCAAAUUUGGGAACAGCCUCCAAAACCAAAUCCCUUCUCCUGGAAAGGAAGGGGCUACUAGUCUCUGGAAGGAACUGCCUAUACUUGGGCCAGCUUCUUUUCUCUGAGCACGUAGCUUCAUGUGUUACGGGGACGAAUCCCCUUUUCUACCUCACUUGUACCUCCAGUGGAUGUUGCAAUACUUUUUUCUCUUUUUUAAAACUGUCAGAGUUCUUGGAAAGGACUUGGAGAACGGGAACCUCUUUUUUUUCUGGUGAUACUCUUUUCUUUCUGUGUGCCCUCCCCGCUGGGCCAAACAGCAUUGGACAUUGUGGUAUGGAUGCGUUGGCCGGCGUUUCUCCAUUCAUGUAGGAAUAGCUUCGAUAACUCUUGGUGUCAAGAAAAGGGCUUAGGCAGUUCGUAGAGUUUGCUUUUACUCCCAGAUAGAUUAUAGGUAUAUUUAUAAUUAUCUAUAAUUUGACCAAUCUCAAGGUGUUGGCAGUAACUGCAUGAACCCACUUGUGACUGUGAAAUUGCGCAUUUAUUUUCCCUUUCAGGGAGGGGAGAUCAAAAAGCCUCCUUUGGAUUAUUACAUUUUUUUAAACCUUAAAGUUCAGCUGGAAGAACGGCUUCCCGCCUCUCUCCUUUUUAAGCCUUAACUCUCUGUCCAACCAAGAGUCCCAGAUGUUUCCUCAAGCAUGGCUGACAUUCCUGUUGCAAUGUUCUGUUCCAUUUCCUUCAAGAGCUUGAAUUCAGGUCAGAGUUGCAGGAUGCUGUGGCUGCAACUCAAGUGUCAUAUGGGGAGGGGGGUUUAAAAAUAAUACAGAAAUUAUAAGAUGAUCUCAGCAUUCAGUAAUUUGCAGUCUUAAUGUACAGUGAUGAGAAACUGUUAUUUUAUGAACUUUUCAUUAAAAGGUUGAUUGAAAAUUGCAA